AUGCCUCAAUUAAUCUCGCCAUUGGCCCUUCGGGCUCUGCGGACACUAGUGCAGCGUCCGGCUUUCUCAUGCACCCCGCUGCGCACACUCACAACCGCUACCACCACUCCUAUCCAAAGUCUCACCCACCGCGCAACCCCAAUCACCGGCCGCUUCAACUUCCAGCCCAUCUUCCGCACCCAAACGGCUCAGCUCCUCGCCCGCCGCCAAUUCUCCAGCUCCCCUAUUGUCCGCGCAACCUACAACCAAGUCCGCCGAGGCUGCCGCCAGGGCCAACGCGCGCGCCGCGGACGAUCCCCAGCCUUGAAGAACCACCCGUCGCUGAAGGGUGUUUGUCUGAAGACUGGUGUGACCAAGCCCAAGAAGCCCAACUCCGGUGAGCGUAAGAUUGCUCGUGUUCGUCUGAGUUCCGGCAAGGUCGUUACAACUAUUAUCCCCGGUGAGGGCCACAACAUCCAGCAGCACAGUGUGGUGCAUGUUCGUGGCGGUCGUGCCCAGGAUUGUCCUGGUGUGAAGUACCACUUGGUUCGUGGUGCUGGUGAUCUGGGUGGUGUCGGAAGUCGCAUGUCUUCCCGGUCGAAGUACGGCACGAAGAAGCCCAAGGGCAACUAA
Messenger RNA from Penicillium manginii, 612 nucleotides. Its product is annotated as mitochondrial 37S ribosomal protein uS12m. Gene Ontology annotation, molecular function: structural constituent of ribosome. The record is from RefSeq and is a predicted model, not a curated record. NCBI's taxonomy places the organism in Eukaryota, Fungi, Ascomycota, Eurotiomycetes, Eurotiales, Aspergillaceae. Gene Ontology annotation, biological process: translation. The transcript is spliced from 2 exons. Bases 1 to 612 code for a protein of 203 amino acids. Gene Ontology annotation, cellular component: ribosome; small ribosomal subunit.